Messenger RNA from Notechis scutatus (mainland tiger snake), 1958 nucleotides. RefSeq lists its product as uncharacterized. The record is from RefSeq and is a predicted model, not a curated record. NCBI's taxonomy places the organism in Eukaryota, Metazoa, Chordata, Lepidosauria, Squamata, Elapidae. Gene Ontology annotation, molecular function: nucleotide binding.
GGGGCGUGGCCUGGUCAGCUGCGGUUUUAAUGUCUAUUUUGUUUCCGAGACCGUUUGCUGCAAUUAUAUUCUGGGCGGUCCAUGGGAAGCUCUCGUCCAGAUGUCUUGCAAAAUCACCGUAUUGGUUAUUGGCGCGGGAAACCGGGGGGAGAAUUAUUCUUCUUAUGCUUUAUGUUACCCGGAUCGCAUGAAGGUGAUUGGCGUGGCCGAUCCUCGGGAACUUGUCCGUCAAAAACUACAAGACGUGCAUCAAAUCCCGGCGGAGAAUGUCUUCGACGAUUGGAUUGCCGCUGCGGAGCGAGAAAAGUUUGCCGACGCCGUGAUUAUAGCAACUCCAGACAGACUCCAUAAGGCACCUGCAGUAGCUUUUGCCCAAAAGGGAUAUCACAUCUUGUUGGAGAAACCCAUGGCGGUGACGGCCGAAGAUUGCAUAGAGGUCGUCCGGGUGUGCGAAAGUAACCACGUCAUCCUUGCUGUAUGUCACGUGCUCCGUUACCAUCCGGUCACCCUGAAGAUCAAGGAAUUGCUAGACGCUGGCUUGAUCGGCGACAUCUGCCAUAUUCAACAUCUGGAACCUAUAGGUUUCUGGCAUUUUGCCCAUUCCUUCGUCCGCGGGAAUUGGAGAAAUGAAACCGAAAGUUCUUUCUCUUUAUUGGCUAAAUCCUGCCAUGAUUUCGACCUGAUCCAUUUUUGGAUGGGAAGGAAAAGAUGUUUACAAGUUUCCUCUUUUGGCCACCUGUCGCAUUUCACAAAAGAGAACAAGCCCAAAGGAGCUGGCCAUCGCUGUUUGGACUGUUCAGUGGAACCAAACUGCCCAUAUUCUGCGCGGAAAAUCUACCUGGAACGUGCAGAAAAGGGUGCUUUUCACUGGCCAGUCUCCGUGGUCUGCAGCAACAGUGGGUCGGAUAUAGAAACCCUGACGGAGGCUUUGCGGCUCGGCCCGUACGGAAGAUGUGUUUAUGAUUGUGACAACGAUGUGGUUAGCCACCAGGUGGUCAAUAUGGAAUUUGAAGGCGGAGCGACGGCUGCAUUCACGAUGGUCGCUUUUACUGAAAAACUCGGGGUGCGGAUGACAACCAUUUACGGAACGAAGGGCGAGCUUUCCUGUAAAGGGGAGGGGGCAGACGUGGAAAUUUUCGACUUCCUUCAAAAAAAAAAGACCUCGUUUUCUCCCCAAGUGAUGCCCGACAUCCCUGCUUGUUUAAAUGGUCACUGCGGUGCAGAUUAUUACUUGAUCCACAACUUCGUCUCAGCUGUAUUGGAAAACGACCCAUCUCGAAUUCUGACCAGCGCCGAAGACACGCUCUGUUCUCACCUCUUGGUGUUCGCAGCCGAAAAAGCUCGCAGAGAAAACCGAGUGGUGGUUUUAGAAACUGGAUGGGAAAACUCGCACUCACAGCUGGCUCACGUGCACGGUGAAUGACUACAAAACCCCUGCUGAGGAUGGACAGGCUCAAAGCACCCUUCUCCCCCGGCCUUUCUGCAGCGACUUUCUCUGCCACCACCACACCUAUCGUCUGCGACACCUAAGACGGCGGCGGCUGCCAUCUCAAAAUUUCAGAAAAAUGACAUAUUUUUCGUUUCGUCGGAAAGUGUGGAAAAUUACGAAUUCUAUGGAAAAAGCUACCUUUCUGCCUUGAGGCUACUGUGCACCUUAUUUUAAAAAACACUGCAGAAAAUUCAAAUUUAGAAUUCCGCUAAAAUGUGGCCGCAGCUCAGCCGCGACCCACAGCGGCAUCGAAUCCGAACUUUUCUGUGGUUCGUUUUAAAUUUGGGGUUUAAUUGCACGAAAAGCCGCUCGGGGUAGGAAGACAUGAGUUCCAGGUUGUGCGAACCAGACCUUUUGGUGUGCACUACAAGGUGUGUGUGUGCCUCUUUUAAAGACAGGAGCCAACUUUCCUUCAAACGGGUAAGAAUCCAAGGUGAGAUUUUGUAAACCGAGGUCACACCGUCGUGCG